Molecule: messenger RNA, 2862 nt
Organism: Closterium sp. NIES-65
Lineage: Eukaryota; Viridiplantae; Streptophyta; Zygnematophyceae; Desmidiales; Closteriaceae
Source: the annotation of a GenBank genome assembly
AUGGCCGGAUUGCCGGCUUCUGAGCCACAGGGUGAACCCCUCGGUGCAGCAAGUUCAACGGAUUCAACGCGUGGUGCCGCCGGCCAACCCGCGCCAGGUGUCGCGUCGUCCACGUCAGCCACGCCCGCCACGUCAGCCGCGGGAGCCACGUCAGCUCCGGAGAAAGCGGCGCAGGAGAAGGCGGCAGUGAGCGUGCCUAGUCUGCAUGACAUCUCGGAUCAUAGCAGCGAGGAAGGCGACAACGACCGGGAGGAGAAGGAUGGGAAGACGACGGGUGCUGCUGCGGAAGGGGAGAAGGACGAGCAGGGAGUGAAGGAACGGGCGAACGGGGAGGCGAGGCCGGAAAUGCUUAAUGGCAACGGCACGAAUGGGAUUGCCGCUGCGAAAGCAGAUUCUGGCUCCGCUGCUGAUGUUGCUGCGAAGGAGGAGCAUGAGAGUGACGGUGAUGGUAACAAUGCUGCUGCGAAGCCUGGGCUGCUCGCUGCGUGGCGGCGGAAGGCGGAGCGACUGUUCCCUGCGCUGCUCCGAGUCGGUAAGGUAAGCCUCUCCUCAAUUAUCCGCUUCGUUCUUUCUCCACUCCCCACCUCCUUCCCUCCCCCGCCCCCCCACUCCCGCCCUCUUCUCCAGCUCCCCUCAGCUGUGCCACGUGGCAGCUACUGGGCGGUCUUCCAGGCGUUCUUCCUGCUCGGGUGGACGGCGUUCGGCGGCCCAUCCGCCCACAUCGCCAUGUACCACAAGCAAUUCGUGGAGCUGCGCGGAGCUGCUAGCGCCCACCCAGGCAGUGCUGGGCCCAUCCAGCAGCACGCAGAUGUCAUUCUCCAUCGGCAUCCUUCAGAGGGGCAUCACUGGCGGGCUGCUGCUCUCUCCCAACCAGUCCAACCACUGCAAGCACCACUUGCUUCCCCGUCUCCACUCCCUCGCCAUGUUUCUUUCUUCUCCGCUCUCCCUGUGUCCUCCCUCCCUACACUUAGCUGGAUGUCAGAAGACGUGUUUGCAGAGCUAUUAGCGCUCACCCAGGCAGUGCCGGGGCCAUCCAGCACGCAGAUGUCAUUCUCCAUCGGCAUUCUCCAGAAGGGCAUCACUGGUGGGCUGCUCUCGGGAGCAUUGUUCCAGUUCCCAGGAGCUCUCAUCAUGGCCAUCGCUGGCUUUGGCGUCGCCAAGAAGGGCAUCACGGGCGGGCUGCUCUCAGGCAGGCGCGAAGGUGAGAGAUGCGGCAGAAUGGCAGUGCAUGCACUCGAGUCUCUAGGUGCAGAAGCGCAUAAACGUUCACACUUCUUUCUCCACAAGGGCUUCUUUCUCCACAAGGGCAUCACCGGCGGGCUGCUCUCGGGAGCAUUGUUCCAGACUGGCACUGCCACAGCAGUGGCAGUGGCAGUGGCGUUGGUGGCGGAGGCAGUGGCAGUGGCAGAGGCAGUGGCAGUGGCAGUGGCGUUGGUGGCGGAGGCAGUGGCAGUGGCAGUGGCAGAGGCAGUGGCAGUGGCAGUGGCAGUGGCAGUGGCAGAGGCAGUGGCAGUGGCAGUGGCAGUGGCAGUGGCAGUGGCAGUGGCAGAGGCAGUGGCAGUGGCAGUGGCAGUGGCAGUGGCAGUGGCAGUGGCAGAGGCAGUGGCAGUGGCAGUGGCAGAGGCAGUGGCAGUGGCAGUGGCAGUGGCAGUGGCAGUGGCAGUGGCAGUGGCAGUGGCAGUGGCAGUGGCAGUGGCAGAGGCAGUGGCAGUGGCAGUGGCAGUGGCAGUGGCAGUGGCAGUGGCAGUGGCAGUGGCAGUGGCAGUGGCAGUGGCAGUGGCAGUGGCAGUGGCAGUGGCAGUGGCAGUGGCAGUGGCAGUGGCAGUGGCAGUGGCAGUGGCAGUGGCAGUGGCGUUGGUGGCAGAGGCAGCGGUGGUGCUGGGCAAGAAGAUGUGGGCUCUCUCCACCAGUGCCCCUCCGCACCUAACUGCACCCCUCUCAGGCCUGGCGGCGGUGGCAGUGGCAUUGGUGGCGGAGGCAGCAGUGAUUUUGGGGAAGAAGAUGUGUCGCAACAAAGUGACUCGCGUGCUCUGUGUGGCCUCUGCCGUGAUUACCUUUUACUACGCCACGCAGUGGAUCUUCCCCACCGUCAUCCUGCUUGGCGGCGUGGUCACGUAUUUCACGGAGCGCAACAAGCCCAUUCCGCCGCAGCGCAGCGACAUUCAGAGGCUGGGCGUGUCCCCUCUGGUGGGCGGCAUGCUGCUGUUUGCGUGGAUCGCCAUCCUGGUCGGUUCCAUUGUCUACAAGAACGCCACGAGCUAUGAGAGCGCAAAGUGGAUCCACUGGUUCGAGGGUUUCUACCUGACGGGGUCAGUGACUUAUGGAGGAGGCCAGGUGGUGCUGCCGCUGCUGGAGAACGUUGUAAUUGACUAUGAGACCGUGUGCCCUCCCAAUGGAGGAAAGUGCUAUGAAGUGGAGGCCAACACAUCAUGGGUAACUUCCCAGCAGUUUCUCGCCGGACUCGCUCUUGCACAGGCCCUGCCUGGUCCGCUGUUCAACUUCUCAGCCUACAUUGGUGCCAUUGUGGGGGGGAUGGGCGGGGUGAUAGCGUGUUGGUUCGGCCUCUUCUCGCCCGGCAUACUCAUCAUCUAUGGCGUGCUGCCCUUCUGGGGCAAGUUCCGCCAGUGGAAGCUGUACAAGCGUGCUACACCGGGCUUCAACUCAACUGCAAUCGGUCUCAUUUGGGCAUCAGUGUUUUCCCUGGGCCUCAAGGUGUACAAAGUCAGUCCCUUCCCCAUGGCAUCGCUCUGCAUUGCCAUGAUUGGAUACGCUUCUACCAAUUUCCUCAAGAUUCCUGCUCCACUUGCCAUCAUUAUUGGAGGAGCGCUAGGGGUGGUAGCAUGGGCCACGAACAUGCAUUAG